Prorocentrum cordatum is the source of this 813-nucleotide messenger RNA. NCBI's taxonomy places the organism in Eukaryota, Dinophyceae, Prorocentrales, Prorocentraceae. The record is from the annotation of a GenBank genome assembly.
AUGCGUGCGCGGAGCGAGCCGGCCGCGGCCGCACUCGGGCAGGAGGAGGCGGAUCGCGGGGUCGGCGGCGGCUCGGCUCGGCGACGCCCCGCCGCCGCGCCUCUCCUGCUGGGCCGCGUCCUGCUGCAGCCUCUGGAGCCGCUCCCGAGCACUGGCUCCUGCCGCCCGCUCCUCGAGGACGACGAGGACACCGCGCGGGGCGGAGCGGCGGUCCCGAAGGGCACCGCCGCCUCCCGAGAGGAACCCGGCCUUGAAGGCGAGAGGAGAGUGGCGGCGACCUGCUCCAGCUUGUCCGGCGCCAGGCCGAGGGGGGGAUCAGAGGCCUGCAUGGAGUCGAGGCGCACCUCCCAGCGCUGCCUGCCUGGGACCCACCUCUCCACUCUGCCAAGGCGCCCGUUCAGUUCGGGCCGGCCCUUCAGAUUGAUCACGCGAACGGCGUCGCCGCGACUGAACCGGCCUGCCCCGUCGGGCUCCCUUGAUCGAGGAAGCACUCUGGACCUCAGCACCACCUUCAGCACAGGGAGGUCCCUGGACUGCGCCGCUGCCGCCGUUCACAACGACGCGGCUGCCUCGAGGCACCAGGUCCUCGAGGCGUUCCUGGGCCAGCCCCGCGGACAGAAGAUCCACGCGCCCCCAGGCGAGCCCCUCCACGGCGAAGAAGAACUCGUCUCUGACUUUCUUCACGAAGGACUCGACGGUUGCCGACGGCUCCACCGUGAUCUCCUCCUGCAUGUCGUCGGCGGCCCAGGCAACAUACGAUACCCGGGUGCGCCGAAGAGGGCGGCCAGGAAGAGGGGGGACAGCGCACCAUGA